AAGCAAAAAGCUCCAACGAAGCAGCAGAGAUGGCGAAAACGUACGACUAUCUGUUCAAACUUUUACUUAUCGGCGAUUCCGGCGUUGGCAAAACCUGCAUACUGUUCCGCUUCUCGGAGGAUGCCUUCAAUACCACAUUCAUCAGUACAAUCGGUAUCGAUUUCAAAAUUAGGACUAUCGAUCUUGACGGGAAAAAGAUAAAGCUGCAAAUAUGGGACACAGCGGGGCAGGAACGAUUCCGCACAAUCACGACAGCCUAUUACCGGGGAGCGAUGGGCAUCAUGCUGGUAUACGACAUCACACAGGAAAAAUCGUUCGAAAACAUCAAAAACUGGAUCCGAAACAUUGAGGAGAAUGCCGCAGCCGACGUAGAAAAGAUGUUGCUCGGCAAUAAGUGUGAGCUUAAUGAAAAAAGACAGGUUACCCGGGUGCGAGGUGAACAGCUAGCAGUUGAAUAUGGAAUUAAAUUUAUGGAAACUUCGGCAAAGGCGAGCAUCAACGUGGACGAUGCAUUUUUCACACUAGCCCGCGACAUUAAAUGCAAAAUGGAGAAGCGGAUGGAAGCAAACAAUCCACCGAAAGGUGGCCAUCAGCUCAAGCCGCAGGUCGAACCGCGGAAGGCACCGAGUUGGCUAUCGAAGUGCAAUCUGUUUUGACCUUGUAGUCCUACUAUUAAUAAUUAUUAUUUUUUUAUAUAACACACUAAAUAAUAA
Anopheles maculipalpis is the source of this 713-nucleotide messenger RNA. It is a transcript of the gene Rab8, whose product is annotated as ras-related protein Rab-8A. Gene Ontology annotation, biological process: cellular response to insulin stimulus; regulation of exocytosis; protein secretion. The transcript has 6 exons. NCBI's taxonomy places the organism in Eukaryota, Metazoa, Arthropoda, Insecta, Diptera, Culicidae. Gene Ontology annotation, cellular component: plasma membrane; endosome; trans-Golgi network transport vesicle. Bases 30 to 656 code for a protein of 208 amino acids. Gene Ontology annotation, molecular function: GTPase activity; GTP binding. The record is from RefSeq and is a predicted model, not a curated record.